Molecule: messenger RNA, 2038 nt
Organism: Gambusia affinis (western mosquitofish)
Lineage: Eukaryota; Metazoa; Chordata; Actinopteri; Cyprinodontiformes; Poeciliidae
Gene: mmd
Product: monocyte to macrophage differentiation-associated
Exons: 7
Coding region: 250-1080 (276 amino acids)
Cellular component (GO): membrane
Molecular function (GO): pore-forming activity
Source: RefSeq, a predicted model, not a curated record
GAACACCGGUAGAGCACAGCGGGAUCCAGUUUGUAUUUACUGACUGGGCAGCUUGGUUUUCAGGGCGCUAUGGGCUUCCACCUGUGAGACGCUGGUGCUUAUGGACAUUUCCAUCUUCCAGAUGAGGCGUUGAUUCGGGGUUCCCAUCAUAAUGGUGUUGAGAAAAAGACUAAAAUGGAGCUUUAGCAGUGGGCGGGGUGAUGCCGACGGUGCCUUGUAGCUACAGUUAGCUUGUAGCUCCCUAGCUGGAUGUUAGGCCUUUCGAUUUCUGUGGCUCCUCGGGCAGGAUUAUUCUUUUAUUCCUCCUCAAAUACAACAGGUCUUUAUUGUUUUUAUCCUUGCAACGUAAAAGGAGCAGAUAUGAAGGGUGUUUAUGGUUUUCACAGAUUCAUGAACCGACGGGCUUCUGCUAACUGCCGCUACCAGCCCACCGUCUACGAACAUGCUGCCAACUGCUACACUCAUGCACUCCUCAUCGUGCCGGCCUUCGUGGGAAUGACGCUGUUGCACUGCUUGUCCGACAACAACUGGGAGCGGAUCACGGCCUGGGUGUACGGACUGGGCCUGUGCGCCCUCUUCGUGGUCUCCACCGUGUUUCACAUCAUCACCUGGAAGAAGAGCCACAUGAGGUCAGUGGAGCAGUGCUUCCACAUGUGUGACCGCGUCGUCAUCUACUUCUUCAUCGCUGCCUCUUACACACCUUGGUUGAACCUGCGGGAGCUCGGACCGUUGGCGGCUCACAUGCGCUGGUUUGUGUGGCUCAUGGCUGCUGCCGGGACCAUUUAUGUCUUCAACUAUCAUGAAAAGUACAAACUGGUGGAGUUGGCCUUCUAUUUGACUAUGGGAUUUUUUCCUGCAUCAGUCAUGACAUCAAUGAGCAACACGGACGGCCUGCAGGAGCUGGCGUGUGGAGGACUCAUCUACUGCCUCGGCGUGUUCUUCUUCAAGAGCGACGGCGUCAUCCCCUUUGCUCACGCCAUCUGGCACUUGUUUGUGGCUCUGGCUGCCGCCGUGCACUACUACGCCAUCUGGAAGUACCUGUACAAAGCGCCGAGCUCCGAAUCCCUCCUCCAGUCCUGACCAUCUCUUCGCCCAGCCGCCCCCCCACUGCCCAACCAAGCUGCAACAGUAAAAGUUUACGACAACAACCUUAACUUGUUUACUGUUUUGUAACCAGGAGGAAAGCAGGUUUGUCACCGUCCUCUGAUGAAAUCAAGUGUUUUUGUAAGAGAAGAAAUCUCCAAAGCUUUGGUAUUUGUGACGUUUGAUAGCGUCUUUUUAAAACCACUCAAAGCGAGUCACAUUCCUCUUUAAGGGUCGAUCCGUUUCAUCCGGAGAAAAUCGAGAAAGGUGCUAAAAAUCAGCAGCUCUUAUUUCUACUAAAAGAAACCAAAGCUACAAAUAAAGGCAGCAUAACAAAAACUUCAAAGUUUUAAUACAAUUAAAUUGGUUAAUAAAGUGUUAAGGUAGAGUUAUUCUCAUAUCUGAACCAAAAAUCUUGUGUAAAUCAUGUUUUCUUCUAUUUAUAUCUGUUUAGCUCAUGCUCUCUGUCUGUUUCUACUGGAAGUGAUUGGCGCCCUCUGGUGGCAGCUGGGUAGCAUUCCUCAGUAUUUCAUAAUGUAGAGGAGAAACAGGAGAGCUGAGUGUUAAUGAGCCAAAUGAGGAGACUCCCAAUUAAAAGCAGUUUCAUUUCUUUCCAUUUUUUUUAAAAAUAAAAAUGUGAAUAUUGUGUGUGUGUGUGUGUGUGUGUGUGAGCUGUUGUGUGGUGUAACAUGUCCUGUUGUGUGUUUUGUGAUUCUUGCACACCAAUGUUAAAAAGUGUUUCAUAUCAUGAGGACUUAAGUUUUAAUAAUCAUGACUCUUCUCUUGUGAUCCAGUCUGUUUUCUAUGUUGAUUCUGAUGAUCCUGGCUGUUUUGCAGACAAUAAUUGCUUUUGUUUUGUCUCUUUCACUGGCUGAUGAUGGUUCUUUGUAAAAUCUGAACGCUCCACUGUACUGAACAUCACCUUGGUAAUGUGACAAUAAAGACAAUAACUGCA